Molecule: messenger RNA, 2961 nt
Organism: Peniophora sp. CBMAI 1063
Lineage: Eukaryota; Fungi; Basidiomycota; Agaricomycetes; Russulales; Peniophoraceae
Source: the annotation of a GenBank genome assembly
AUGACCAGUACUGCCUCUGACGCGUCAGCCGGUGUCGACGUCGACGUCGAUAGGGAGGAUAUCGAGACCAAACCUGUCUUGAAGGCAAAAGGGAAGGGGAAGCGCGGUGGAAAGAAGAAGAAAGCCGGUAACGACGAGAUCGUAGACGGACGCGGGCGUCCGCGGUUGGUGCCCGACCGCCAGCUUGCGGAUAUUCGCACAUUCGCCGCCCGCUAUAUCGAUAGACGUGACGCAAAGGAUUCGGAGGGAGUGAAGGCGGUCUUCCGCGACGCGGUGGGUAAGAUCAUGGGGAAGUACGACUGGGAGGACCCCCUGCGUGAGUUGGGGCCGGAUGAGGAGGUUGAUAGCGACGCGGAGGGUGAGGAGAUCACGGAGGCGCGGGUUAAGGCUGCGAUGAGCAAGAAGAACCCGGAGGCCGACGACGCGGUCCUCGCCACCGUAUACAAGAGGGUGAAGAGCGUAAUGUUUCAGGAGUACACGAAGGCCAAAAGCACCAAGCCAACACCGCCGCUCGACGCGAAGAAGUGGCUGAUGAAGAUGUUCGAGCACCCCAAGCGGCAGCCGGAGUACCUCUUCUUCUAUUCGCGUCUGACGGACGAGAUGAAGGAGGAGAUCGAGAGCCUGAAGAGCGCGGCGGCGGCGGAGGCGGAACAGGCCGACGGCUCGCCGAAACCGGGCGCGCCCUAUACGAACAUCGUGGCUGCGAAAUAUCUGAAACUGGCUUCGGAUGAGGUGAAGGCGGAGGUCGCCAAAGAGCGCGAGGAUCACUACGAGACGGAGGUUGCCCAGUGGAAGAGACUGGUGGAACUGAAGCCGGCAAGCCGCGCGGAGGCGCGAACCUUCCUCGAACUGAUCAACGGGCAACUUGUGCCGAUUGCGCAAAGCGUCGCUGAGCUGGUUUCUGGAAUGUGUGUCUGGAUAACGGCGGCGCCGGGGAUGGUACUCUGUGCGGAAGGAACGUUGGACGUACCGAAUCGCGUUACCAAGAGCUUCAGCCAGAUCGAGAACGACCUGGUCAAAGGCUUCGGGACCCACGUCAUGAACCAAUCAAAUCUACUGAAUGACUUGAAGUGGCCCGUAGAUAUGGAGGAAGCCAUGGCCUCGGGCGCCCUUGAGACCUUGGACGAGUACGACAGCGAUGAUCGGUGGCCGGUUCAAGUGGACAAAGUGGCAGUGCCGCCGUCUGAGGCGCGCGAACUAGCACGAAGGGACCGAUCACCACCGGACGCGGGUGGCUCUCAGAAGCGCACGGACGCUACGGUCAUUCCUGAAGCGACGAUGAUGGAACGGCAGCACGAGGCGCGUCUGCUUAAGCCCAUGUCGGUGGUGGUGGAGUACGACGCCCCCAGGCCGAGAGCGCGGGUAGGAGACCGUGGCGCGCAUACACCACAGAGCAGCGCGGCUGGGCUCCGCCACGCGCCGUCGGCGGAGGAUGUCGAGAUGACGGGUUUCAACGCGCUACCUCCUCUGGAGCCCGAGCCCAAUGCCGUCGAGAAGCGCGUACCCGACUCGUCGCCGGAGGACAUUACGCAGUCGAUCUCGGACCUGCCGCCCACGCAAGACGCCAAGCGUAAACGCGUCAAGAAGCGCGUGCCCGAGUCCUCGACGGCGGACCUUGUACAGUCGAGCUCGGACCAGGCGCCCGCGCAGGACCCCAAACCGAAGCCUAGGCCCAGGCCGAAGCCAAAACCGACAGCGAAGACCAACGCUGAGCGAGUCCUACCGCCGAGGCAGCGUUCGACUAGUCAACAGAUCGACGGCGGCGGGGAUCGUAACCGGAACGACGAGUCGGAUGGCGGCCUGGAACCAAUGAAUGACGGCCACAACGCGAGCAAGGUGCAUGAUGCCGGCGCGAGCGCGGAGAAUGACCUCGCUCUCAGCACGGCGAAGGAUGACGGUACCGCGAGCGCGGACAAGGACCUGGCUCUCAGCACGGCGAAGGAUGCCGGUAGCGCGAGCGCGGACAAGGACCUGGCUCCCAGCACGGCGAAGGAUGCCGGUAGCGCGAGCGCGGUGAAGGAUGCCAGUAGCGCAAGGAAUUCUGAGGACGUUGGGGCGAGCCGGGAUAAAGACGCCGUAGCGCCGGCAUUGCUCGAUGCGCAGGCGGAGACUGAGGGUGUGCAGGGCGGAGUUCCAGAUGUGGAGGUUGAGAGGUCGAGCGACGUGGUAAACGCACGAAUACUGGGUAUGACCGCAACGUUGGCUUUCGAGUCGGAAAGGAUGAUCCCGGCUGGCGUUGAUACGAAGAAAUACCUCGCGGAGUCUCGGGCGGCUACGCAAGUUCUCGAAGCUAGGGCGAAGAAGAAGUGGUUCGUUGCGAUACGGAUGGGCGCUUUCCUGACGGGCGUCGCGACCAAGUUGCCCGUCAACGUAAAGGCGUUGGGCUGUAAAGUGGCGCAGAGCUACUGGGAGUUCGAAUCAAGUAACGUUGUAGAGGGAAGAUUGAGGCUGGAAAGCCUCGCUGACGGCGAGGUCCGGCCCAAAUUUGCGCCCGAUCUCCUGCGCAAGCUCGCAGGCGGAGCCCUGACGAGAAUAUCAUGGCCAUCCCGCGCAACCAAAGACAAAGCUCGAACAGGCGCGCAACUCGACGAGGACGUAGGCGUCCUGUUGGCAGAACAGUGGGCGUUGCAACAGCCUGCAGCUAGGCGCGAUGGCGAAGGGCGUAUCGUAGUGGCCGCAAGCAAGGAUAUGGACUGGGGAGAUCGCCUAUGCGGGGGUUUAUCGGGCGUCAGGGUAUUGGUGGUGACCUUGCUUGGCUGGGGAGCUAACCUGACGUCGAUCGCGGAGAGUCGGGAGUGGAAGAGACUGGCGGUGGAUUUUGUGGACGUUCUUGACAUCCUGCGCGAUAAAGCAGGACCGUUCGUUGAAGAAGACGGGGACGAGGAGAAGACGGGGGAGAAAGCGGGGGGGAAUAAGCGUGAGAGAAAACCGUCGGCGAGAGUUCUUGAGGGGUCUGCGUGA